AGCAGUGCAGUUGGGAAUUUUGUGUUUCGAUUGUUCUCUGGUAACUGUAGACGGAUUAUAUUCCGCAAGCAUAUCUUGAAUUUUUUGAAUUUUGAUUUUAUUUUUUCUCUUCUUGUGCGAAUGUGAUUUCGAGGGUGUAACAAACCUCAGACCAACUCACUAUGGCGAAAACACAACUUGUGGCAUCGCAGUUGGGCGUGCCUGCCGAGCGGACAGGGAGUAAGCCAUUCGAUUUCGCCUCGCCGAGAGGGUUCGCAUCGCCACUGACUUCACCGGCCGACCUGUUGGCACCAUUUUUACCUUCAGGCUCGAAACAUGAUGAGGCAUCUCAGAGGGACGCAGCAGAAUGGCCGGAGAAGCCCAGCCAAGGUGUACUCUUGCAUGCAUCUUCUCUUCUUGUGCUAGCCCUGCUUAAGGGGAUCGACUAUACAAUCGCACUGGAAAAACUAGGAUUUUUUCGUCAAGAAAGUAGUUACUAUUUGAUGUGACUGGGAAGGGGAACCGUCCAAUUCCAAAGGCUAAGACCACGGACCGAAAAGUUAUAAAGCAAUUUGAAUCUUCACUGCAACAGUGUCCAAGGAGGAGACCGAUGUGCUGUGCCGUUGGUGCUUCUUCCUACUCGUCACGUCGCCGUUUGGCGCGGGGGUCCUGACACUACCCUACACUAUCACAGAAGGAGGGCUCGUCUUUUCAGCUUUUAUAUUCGCAUUUUGUGGGUUACAGUCUGGGCUUUCGAAUUUGUACCUUUGCCUUCUAGCUUAUGAGGGUCGUGCCAACAAGUUCUACCCGAUUUUGUUCGUUAAACAAUUCACAUCGUACAAUGCCUGUGCAAGAAAGCUACUAUGCUAGAAGCAGAAGUGAUUCUAUCUAUCUCAGUAAGUGGAGCUUACGUAUUGAUGUAGAAGUUGGGUUCCAUGAAUUAGCAUCGUGCAGAUAUAAUAGCAGACAACCAGUACUGCAACGAGUGGGCGUUCUUGACGGUCCUGUUUUCAUAUACUGCGACAUUUUUGUUGCAGUAAGUAUGGGGAUCUUCUUGAGUGCGUUGUGCAGAAGGUAUUUGGCGCUGAAGACUAUGCGGGAAGAAGCGGAACGCACGAAAAGCCCCAAGAUGACUCAAAAGAGGAGAGAAACGAGCAGGAGAAGGCAUUAAGACAUGAGUUCAAUUCUUUGAUGGUAUUUACAUACUCAAUCAUAAUGGAUCUGCAGUCUCUAGCUGUAUGUCCUAGAAUUUAGCAGGCACAACUUGUACUACUGUCUACUUGAAUCACGACUCUGCUUCCUUGUGCUGGUACUGUGUACUUGAGUCACGACGUCUCUACCUGUCAUCUCUAAUGGCAGAGGAUGAAGAAGGUCCAACGGCGACAGCAGUAGUACGGCAAGUUCCUUCGUGUGAAAUCAUGAUGCACAUCGACGAAGAGGGUGAAGAGGACUCCGAAAAAGCCGCUUCGUUUUUGCAGGGUAGAGCCGCCAAUUAUGAAUACUAGGUCAUGCUCAUGCUACAUCUGGUACUGUGCUAUUUACUACUACUAAAAUAUUCAUCCGUUCCUCAACAUCGUUGUUUUUUCUUGGCAGACGAGAGAAGAUGAGAUGAAAAAACUAGAAUUAGCGGACAAAACACCAGGAAUAGAAUUUUCUGAUCGAUGGGUGAAAUGAAAUUUAGGUAAACUACGUAGGGCCUCAGCAUUGUUAAUUACGAAAACAAAAAGCAAGCUAAUACCAAUCGCUACUCGAGAGUAUUCAUUUUCUACUACUUUCAUACCAGCAAAGCGAGCGACUCUUUUCUUGCCCGCGAUGCCUCGACUACCUCUGCUGGAGGCGAGGAGUCUGGGAGCUGCUCCGGGUCAUCCGGUGAACCUGAAUAUAAGCUCGUUCCUAUGACAAAACCAGCCUUCUGUCGAACACUGUCUCAGGAGCAACUUUCUCAGAAAAUCUAUGAUCUGCAGAGGACGACACCAACAACAGCCUCUGGUACAACUGCAGGACAUCAAGACAAAAACAAAUUAGGCUUCAGCUCAAGUGGAGUUCCAGGAGCUGCAUUAGUCGUGAAGAUGCGAACGGAGCGGUUCUUGGUGCAGAGCUUUGACAUGAUUAUGUCUGCCAUGACGUUGUUGGCUGUGUCCUCGUACUUCAUGUUUCUCGCGGAUUUCGUGACGGAGCUGUUGGCAGUCGCUCUGCCACCAGAGUCGCUACCCUCUCGUUCCACAGUGAUCAUUUAUGGGUGUAGGGAAUUCAUCGUCUCCAAAUGAGUCAUCUGAGAGAGAGAGAAGAACACAAGAGGAGAAAGUGGCCCCCAGAUGAUCCCCGAGAUGGAUUCCCUAUACCUCUAAGUCAUGUGCCUAGGAUGCGUCGCGCUACCUGCUGCCACCAUCGACAAGCUGACGGAGUUGAAGUUCCUUUCGAGCUUCAGUUUGGGUUCGAUGCUCUUCCUGAUCGCAGUGGUGUUUGUGGAAGCAAGCUUAGGUCCUGCUUGUGGAGAAGGCGCUAGUGCGACUCUUGUGCUGCCCUCUAGUUCGGAUCAUGCGACAUCCGCGGCAACAACGGGAAGCCCGUUGCAGCUUCUCGAAGUAGACUCCAUUGUGCCGGUCUCGCCCCUGGAAGAGACGCAGGGAAGUGGGCUUCUACAAGGAGCACUAGAGGGCAGUGGUUUUGGCGAAAAUAUUGUCAUCAUGAAGACGGAAAAUACAAGAUCAACUACAACUACCUUGUCAUUUUGGCCGCCAGUGUCUCACCUUUCAGAACCAAAAAUUGACCCUGGAGGUCCGCCUCGGAGUACUCUUCUAACAACGUCAAUUUAAGGGUAGGUUGAAGGUGUUCUUGUUACCGUUCGCUUUGCCUUUCUGAAGGGGGAAAGGCAUAACGAAAGGGGUAAACGAACACCAAGAGCCUACCUCUAUUAGAUGCCUGGGCAGCUCUGGCCACUGACAGUCGCAGCAGGGACCAAUGCUUACUCUGUGGUCUUUUUUUCGAAUGUGAAUCAGAUGUGCUCCGUUGCCGUCGCAGCGGACGUGCUGAAGUCUGGGGUUUCCUCCUCACGACUCCGUUACCUUACCCUCACAGCGGCUGGCACGGUUGCUGCGCUUUACUUUGCCGUUGCCUUCGCUGUGUAUUCGAAAAACGGGGCGCAGACAGACCCGAAUUUCCUGGCGAACUACGCUGUCCAUGACCCCGCUAUCAUCUUGUCGAGGUUGCUGCUUACCGGUACUGGUUUUAUUGAUUUACUCUUUAAAAAAGAGUACGAGGUACGAUUGUUGGUUCGCGGCGUCGUCAUGUAGACUACUUUCACAACACGAAAUUUUAAAAGUAUCGAGUCCUAUGAUGCAGAAGUAGAGCGCAUUACAAUCCCAGUACCAUUUUUGAAUCGACCGCCCUGAGGUUCAUUCAAAUCAGGUGUUCUUUUUCUCUCGGUGACGGUGGACUUGUUUACUGCUCGACAAGCAGUCGGGCGCAUUCUUGGUGCCUGGUUAGGGCUAGACAGUCUUGACGAGCGAAUAUUCGUUAGGACGGCAAUCGCGGUAAGCGUCGUAUGCAUCUGCGUCAUGAUUGCGUGUUGGGUCACCAACGUCGCGACUGCGAUAAGCGUACUGAUUCUGAUUUCAUUCUUGCAAGUACGUACUUAGAUCCAAGCAAGAGUGUAGGGGUACAGUUUUUUCAUGUUGCACCCACUCCUUCGACGGCGUUUUUGUCUUCAUGUAUCUCCCCGUCCUUGGCCUACACAUCAUAAUUCAUACCGCUUACCGGACGGGAAAAUAACUAAGUACAUCAUGUCGUAUUAUAUGGACAGGUAAUCAGUUCUUUAUUCGCUUCGUGCGUAGCCAUGGCGGUGCCUGGCUUAAUGGCGUUCGCUUGUCCGGAAGUCUCAUUGCCGCUGCGACCCGUCGGUCCCGCUCUGCUAGUACUCCUCACUGUAGUUCUCUGGCUCAACAUUUUUUCAGAAUUUGUGCAAGUGCAAACUUCAUAGGCAGAUACCCCAAUCGCUACAUCGAUACUGAUACCCCAAUGAUCGCUAGAUCGAUGGUCGUCUCGUGUUGAAGAGAUAGUAUCUAAUGUGUGAUAACUUGUGAAUUUGAAGGUCAUGUACGUAGUAUCGCUGUAGCUAUUGCACGCAGCUUUUCCGCCUGGUGUCUCUUAUUCUUAUGGCGGCUAAGAUUUGUUUUCUAUUUUGCUUGCGAACUUAUGGCGCGACAUCAGCAGUGUUGGGUGGGGCUCUCAACGUCCUCCUCUAACAUCGAGAAGCAAAAUGUACUCUGAAGUCAAAUGAAAGUGGACUCAUUUUCCGCCAGCGUUGCUCGCGUAAUAAAAGACAUACAAGUUUUUCCACUAACAUAAACUUAACCCACUGAAUAAAGAAAAGUAGAACACAAGGACUAAGCUUAACUUUCCCGAGGCUACUAAAGUUUACUAAGUUACCUCAAGUAGAUCAAAACAGUUAUUUUUGAAGGCAAUACCCCACGAUUGGGUACACUACUACAUACGUCUGUAGAAAGGAGGAUCUUGUUCUAUACUCUUGUACAAUUAGUACGAGCAUUUGGUUGAUCCAAGAAGCUUACUUACCUAUACUACCUACUAGUACGGUAAACGCACGACCGCUGCAGCUGUACCCAAUACGCAAACUAUCUACCAUGGUAAAUGCACCGCUCAAGCUCCUCCAACUUGCUGCCUCAUACUCAUAACUCUUUUAUCAAUCCUGUAUUCCUCCACCUCCUUUUUCCCUUCCUGAAAGCAACUUCCAUAUUUUCACAGCACCAUAUUGCUUACUAGAAGGAACAAGAUGCUGAAUCAUUUUCCUUAGCACGACUACAUCUUACUUGUUUGCUUGGUGUCCGUCUGAUUGUACUCUAUACUACAGACCCUGUAUGCACUGACACAGAAUGGUGCCUGUCAGUCUUUCGAUGUUCUUCCUCAGCAUACAACAUUUUCCCGCCCCCCUCAAAACUUAGACACGCAUCUAUCGUGAUUGUUUUCAUUAUAGAUUGAUAUUGCACAGACUUGGUGUACAGAGAGUGAGAGUAACGGUGUGUCUGCGACUCAAAUGUCCUCCUCGAGGGGCACAGGAUUUGUGAUGCUUGUGUAGCCGGUUUUCGAGGUCGCAUGCUCGUGGGCGACGCGAUGUGUGGGAUUGUCAUGAAAGCGCGUCCCUACACGAACAGACGACCCGAAGCACCCACCAUUUCUUUUACUGUGUGUAGGAAAAAGUUUCUGCUUCUGCGGGGGAGGUUAAAGAGACAACUUC
Amoebophrya sp. A25 is the source of this 5230-nucleotide messenger RNA. The record is from the annotation of a GenBank genome assembly. NCBI's taxonomy places the organism in Eukaryota, Dinophyceae, Syndiniales, Amoebophryaceae.